Molecule: messenger RNA, 760 nt
Organism: Amphiprion ocellaris (clown anemonefish)
Lineage: Eukaryota; Metazoa; Chordata; Actinopteri; Pomacentridae
Gene: lsm2
Product: smx5
Exons: 5
Coding region: 58-345 (95 amino acids)
Biological process (GO): mRNA splicing, via spliceosome
Cellular component (GO): P-body; U6 snRNP; U4/U6 x U5 tri-snRNP complex
Molecular function (GO): RNA binding
Source: RefSeq, a predicted model, not a curated record
ACACGUACGCUACGUCAUCAUCAGUAGACACGCCACCACAAGAGAGCGACAGCAAUAAUGCUUUUCUACUCGUUUUUCAAAUCUCUGGUGGGGAAGGACGUGGUGGUGGAGCUCAAAAACGACCUGAGCAUCUGUGGGACACUUCACUCUGUUGACCAGUACCUGAACAUCAAGCUCACAGACAUCAGUGUCACAGACCCAGAGAAAUAUCCACACAUGCUGUCUGUGAAAAACUGUUUCAUCCGUGGAUCGGUGGUCCGUUACGUUCAGCUACCUGCAGAUGAAGUGGACACUCAGUUGCUGCAGGACGCAGCGCGAAAAGAAGCCAUGCAGCAGAAGCAGUGAUUCCGCUGCAGGAUGGGGUUUAGUCUGGGAGGGAUUUUGUAAUGGUGAAUAAUGAGUAGUUUAAGUUUUGGAUUAAGUUCAUUCAAAGAUGACAGUGUCAUUCAGCAGUAUUGGUCAUUAGUUUCUACUUUACCGAAAAAGAAUUCAAUUGCAUUCCUCACAUUAGUGAUCAAUAUGUUGCAAAUUUAUUACUGAAAAUCUUCUUUACCUCACAGACCAUGUAGGAGUUUUUAGUUGAUCUUCUGUUUUGUUGAAAAGAAAAUAACUACAAUUCGAGGCCCAGAGAGGAGACCUAAAGUCCAGCUGUGAUGUUUAUGUUGAAUAAUACCAGACACUGGCUGCUUGUCUCGUAAAAAUGAUGACUUCUGGAUUUUUUUUUGAUGCCACUUGGAAAUAAAAGUUAUUUAUAUUUUGA